GUUAAGCAUAUAUCAACCUGCUAAGUCUAUUGAUAAUUCACUUACAUUAAUAUUCGUGCGGACUUGAUUCAGCCAUGGCAUCUGAUGGAAGCGAUAUCAUCUCCUCUGUGAAUCAAGCAAGGAUUAACGUGACACUGUCUACAUCUCCGACACUGUCUCUCAGCGAUCCCAAGGCGGAGCUUCGGUUCAUACUGACCCUCCAAAUAGUCACGUCGGCACGGGAGGGUCAUCCGAUUACCAUAUGUACCGAUUUAUCUGCCUUGGAUGUUCUGGACGAGGGAUGCGGCCUGAUCGACGUGCUUGCUCGCGGUGCUUUUGGAGCACUUCGUAGCGCGUCUGGCGAUGCUACCAAGAACAUCUCUCUUGGUUACUUCCACGUACGAUACUUUACUAAUAGCACAUCGUCAGACCUCAGGGAGCAUGGCAAGCGGUUCGUCACAAUUCCUGGUGACGGAUCUCCUGUAACAGUGGUCCAUAGGCUAAUCUGGGAACGCAUCUUCAAAUACGCAGAUAGACGUAAAAAGGAUGACCUAGUUCCAGGGGAUAGAUUCAACAUCGCCAUGAAUAGGCGCUUCCUCAGGUCUGACUGGUGGUGUUGGGGCGACCUCGAGUCGGACCUGAAGGACAAGCAUUUGCACGUCUGGCACCCCGGUCGCUAUAUGGGAUCAAAGCCGGACGAUGAGGAGUUCAAGGAUGGAAGUUGGGUUUUCGGCGAAGAUCCGCAGUUGUUGACCUGGGAAGAUGUCACCGAAGGUCGGGAUGUGAGUUUUGAAAUAGUUGAAUAAAUAGCCGGCCUACCCAAGAGCGAAUAAAUAAAUUCAUCCAUUUAUGGAAUCGAGAAGGUCAGACUCGGAAACGUUAAGACAUAUGUAAUUAUGUAACGGCCUUUAUGCGGAGAAUAAUAAUAUGAGAAUAUAUAGGUAGACAGGGAUAACGAUGCUCUCUAUCCCUGUAGAGA
Daldinia vernicosa is the source of this 958-nucleotide messenger RNA. RefSeq lists its product as uncharacterized. The transcript has a single exon. The record is from RefSeq and is a predicted model, not a curated record. Lineage: Eukaryota; Fungi; Ascomycota; Sordariomycetes; Xylariales; Hypoxylaceae. The coding region runs from base 75 to 785 and encodes 236 amino acids.